AUGAAUGCUGAUGAAACACUACCUUCGGUACUAUCUGCAACGCCGACCAUGGUUUCAGUUAACGAUUUAGACAGGCAGAUAGAGACACUAAUGAAAUGUGAAUGUAUUCCAGAGCAAGACGUAAAAUCACUAUGUGCUAAAGCUCGUGAAAUUUUAUUACAAGAAGGCAACGUUCAAGUCGUCGAUUCACCUGUGACGAUAUGUGGGGAUAUUCAUGGUCAGUUUUAUGACUUGAUGGAGUUAUUUCGAGUUGGUGGUCAAGUUCCUGACACCAAUUAUCUUUUUCUGGGUGACUUUGUUGAUCGCGGGUUUUACUCUGUUGAAACAUUUUUACUAUUGCUAGCGUUGAAAGUACGAUAUCCUGAUAGAAUGAUGUUAAUAAGAGGUAAUCAUGAGUCUCGACAGAUAACACAAGUGUAUGGGUUUUAUGAUGAAUGUCUCAGGAAGUAUGGAUCAUCUGCUGUGUGGCGAUGUUGUACCGAAGUCUUCGACUGUUUAAGUCUUUCAGCAGUCAUCGCUGGUAAAGUCUUUUGUGUACAUGGUGGUUUGUCUCCAUCAAUUCAAAAUCUAGAUCAAAUUAGAACAAUUGAUAGGAAACAAGAAGUACCACAUGAUGGCCCUAUGUGCGAUCUACUGUGGUCAGAUCCGGAAGAAAGUGUUGGUUGGGGUGUUAGUCCGAGGGGUGCUGGUUAUUUAUUUGGAUCUGACGUUGCUUUCUGUCAAGCAAAUGGCGUUGAUUUAAUUUGUCGGGCUCAUCAACUUGUAAUGGAAGGUUACAAAUGGCAUUUUGGUGAAACAGUUUUAACAGUUUGGUCUGCUCCUAAUUACUGCUAUCGAUGUGGUAAUGUUGCUGCAAUUUUGGAACUUGAUGAACAGCUGAAUAAGGAUUUUACCAUAUUUGAAGCAGCACCGCAGGAAAAUCGAGGUGCUCCGGCGAAGAAACCGCAACCGGAUUAUUUUUUAUAG
Thelazia callipaeda (thelaziosis nematode) is the source of this 966-nucleotide messenger RNA. Lineage: Eukaryota; Metazoa; Nematoda; Chromadorea; Rhabditida; Thelaziidae. The record is from the annotation of a GenBank genome assembly.